Candida tropicalis MYA-3404 is the source of this 837-nucleotide messenger RNA. RefSeq names its product proteasome regulatory particle lid subunit. Gene Ontology annotation, cellular component: proteasome regulatory particle; nucleus; cytosol. Lineage: Eukaryota; Fungi; Ascomycota; Pichiomycetes; Serinales; Debaryomycetaceae. The transcript has a single exon. The record is from RefSeq and is a predicted model, not a curated record. The coding region runs from base 1 to 837 and encodes 278 amino acids. Gene Ontology annotation, biological process: proteasome-mediated ubiquitin-dependent protein catabolic process.
AUGUCAUUGCAAAAGUUAACUGCUGAAAUAUAUGCACUUUUUGAUAAAGGAGAUUAUGAAAGUUCUCAACAAUUACUUGCACCUAUAAAAAUUGAAUUAAUUAAACAUAACUUGUUAGUUCCAUUACCUUCAAAUACUGUCACCAAAGAUCAAAUCAAUGAUUUAAAAAUUGCUCAAAGAAUCUUGGAAAUUGGUGCAUUAUCAUCAUUAUUAACAAACAAUUAUUCUGGAUUUGAGAAUUAUUUUGCUCAAUUAAGACCAUUUUAUUCCAAUGAUAAAAUACACAACUUGAAUAAGACUCAUGUUAAUACUGAUACUACCAAGAUUAUUUCUUUAUAUUUGUUGUAUUUAUUGAGUCAGGGGUUAAUUUCUAAAUUUCAUGUUGAAUUAGAGAUUAUCUACAAUUCAAAUCAAUAUGAUGUUGAAAAUGAUAGUUUUUUACAAUUCCCAAUUAAUUUGGAAAGUAACUUGAUGGAAGGUAAUUAUAUCAAGAUUUGGAAAUUAUUGAAAGAAGAAAAGAAUUUACCAUGUGUGGAAUACACCCAUUUUGUUGAAACUUUGAUUAAUGCUUUAAGAUAUGAAAUUGCAAAAUCCUUGGAGAAGACCUAUAGUUCAAUUCCAAUUUCAAAUUGUAAGAAUUUAUUGUACUUACCACAAGAAUUAUCUGAUGCUAAUUUCGAGAAAACUUUGAAGGAAACUUAUGAAGUUGAUAACUGGAAAUUUGAGAAUGGAGUUAUCUACUUUACAAAGAAUGAAAACGAAACAAAUAAUGUCAAUAACCAAUCAGUUAUCAAGAAUGUAUUGGGAUACGCAGAGCAAAUCGAAUCUAUUGUAUAG